GAUGAUGACAAUGAGGAUGAUGACGAUGAGGAUGAUGACAAUGAGGAUGAUGACGAUGAGGAAGAGGAAGACCAUGAGGAUGAAGACUAUCAGGAUGAACACCAAGACUGUUACCAGAGAAGGAGUUACUACCCUUCCGGAACAAGCGACAAUGAAAACCGGCAGGAAUUUGCUUACUAUCAGCACGGGGAAAAGUCUGAAUUUUAUUACGACGGAGACGAAUUCGAAGAGAUAUUUACAAAAAAGCCAAAGAGACGUGUAAAGGACAACUUCAGAAGAACAAUCAGGGAGCCAAGCGACACUGACAGCGACGAGGAGCGAAUGUGCACAGGACCAUGCGCUAAAACAUCUCAAGGACAACAACAUUACCAAAAUCGUAGAAUGCCAGGGGUCUGA
This is a messenger RNA of Plasmodium inui San Antonio 1, 396 nucleotides long. RefSeq lists its product as hypothetical. Lineage: Eukaryota; Apicomplexa; Aconoidasida; Haemosporida; Plasmodiidae. The transcript has a single exon. The record is from RefSeq and is a predicted model, not a curated record. The annotation marks the transcript as partial.